CUCUGAUCUACGUAAAGGAAGUUUGAAGGUGAUUAAAAAUACCUAAAUGAAAAGUUUUCAACUAUCCAUUACUAUUUUUCUUUUCAAGAAGGCAACUAGUAUUUUUGAAAAUGUCGCUCGGUGUAACUCGCGAACGCUACAACAUAAUAACUUCGCGUUACGCGGACUUCCUCAAGAUACUUGACAAGGACGUUCCACCGGUUCGUGUCUUCGAUCCGCUGACAAAGAAGCAAAUUGGUGAACUGGAGCUGAUCAGGGAUAUCAGCAAGUACUUGCAAGAGAAGAAGGAUGAUGACAUUGCUGCUGCUAACAAAGCCGAAACAGAAGAGGUCGUUGAAAAGCCAAAAGCCGAAGUUGUUGAAGAGGUAAAAGAGAAAGAAGCUUCGAACUAAUGGGAAAAUAUAGUUAAUUUAUUGUUUAGAUUUAAGAUUUUUUAAUAAAUUAUUAAAAAAUA
This is a messenger RNA of Colias croceus (clouded yellow), 454 nucleotides long. RefSeq lists its product as uncharacterized. The record is from RefSeq and is a predicted model, not a curated record. NCBI's taxonomy places the organism in Eukaryota, Metazoa, Arthropoda, Insecta, Lepidoptera, Pieridae. The transcript is spliced from 3 exons. Bases 111 to 392 code for a protein of 93 amino acids.